This is a messenger RNA of Cavia porcellus (domestic guinea pig), 2029 nucleotides long. RefSeq names its product solute carrier family 39 member 1 (gene Slc39a1). The coding region runs from base 106 to 1086 and encodes 326 amino acids. The record is from RefSeq and is a predicted model, not a curated record. Gene Ontology annotation, molecular function: zinc ion transmembrane transporter activity. The transcript is spliced from 4 exons. Gene Ontology annotation, cellular component: plasma membrane. Gene Ontology annotation, biological process: zinc ion transmembrane transport. Lineage: Eukaryota; Metazoa; Chordata; Mammalia; Rodentia; Caviidae.
UUUGGGGAGGGGGCGGGAAUUCCCGACGCUGAGCCGGAACUGAGCAAACACCAUGGAGCUAGUCCCUAGCGAGGUCUGAGAGUCAUUGGAGCUGCCACAGACACCAUGGGUCCCUGGGGGGAGCCUGAGCUCCUGGUGUGGCGCCCAGAAGCCGUGGCUUCAGAACCUCCAGUGCCGGUGGGGCUGGAAGUGAAGCUGGGGGCUCUGGUGCUACUGCUGGUCCUCACCCUUCUCUGCAGCCUGGUGCCCAUCUGUGUGCUACGGCGGCCUGGAGCUAACUAUGACCCUGAAAGCUCAGCUGCCCGUCAGAAAUUCCUGAGCCUAGUAAGUUGCUUUGCUGGAGGUGUCUUUUUGGCCACUUGUCUUCUGGACCUGUUGCCCGACUACCUGGCUGCCAUAGAUGAGGCCCUGGCAGCCCUGCAUGUGACGCUCCAGUUCCCCCUGCAAGAGUUCAUCCUGGCCAUGGGCUUUUUCUUGGUCCUGGUGAUGGAGCAGAUCACAUUGGCUUACAAGGAGCAGUCUGGGCCACCACGUCGAGAGGAAACAAGGGCUCUGCUGGGAACAGUGAACAGUGGGCCGCAGCAUUGGCAUGAUGGGCUGGGGGUCCCCCAUGCAAGAGGAGCUUCGGCAGCACCUUCAGCUCUGCGUGCCUGUGUACUGGUCUUUUCUCUGGCCCUGCACUCAGUGUUUGAGGGGUUAGCAGUGGGACUACAGCGAGACCGGGCUCGGGCCAUGGAGCUGUGCCUGGCCUUACUUCUCCACAAGGGUAUCCUGGCUGUCAGUCUGUCCCUCAGGUUGCUGCAGAGCCACCUUCGGGUGCAGGUUGUAGCUGGCUGUGGAAUCCUCUUCUCAUGCAUGACACCUCUGGGCAUUGGGCUAGGUGCUGCUCUGGCAGAGUCAGCUGGGCCUCUGCACCAGUUGGCCCAGUCUGUGCUGGAGGGCAUGGCAGCUGGCACUUUCCUUUAUAUUACUUUCCUGGAAAUCCUGCCCCAGGAGCUGGCCUCUUCAGAGCAGAGGAUCCUCAAGGUCAUUCUGCUCCUAGCAGGUUUUGCUGUGCUUACUGGUCUGCUCUUCAUCCAUAUUUAGGGGGCUUCAUUGUAGGGCGCAGGGGAAGUUGCCUAUCAGGUGCUUCUAGCCUUCUCUCCCCCAGGGCGUGGAAAACAGGAAAGAAUGAGGAAGGGAGGUAUGAGGACAGAGUUCUCUGGGAGAUAGGAAAGGAGCCUUUUGGGUUAUGUCUAAUGAGAGAAAUGGGCAGAAAAGAACCUGACCCCAAGCCCAAGAAACAGUAGUCAAGUCACUAAAGAUUUGAUCAGGGGACAUUAGCAUUGAAGCAGACCCUGACUGCCAGGGUCAGAGGUCACACACUACUCACAUGGGCAAACUGACACUGGGGAAGCUGGAGGUGGUGGGUACCCAGCCACAGCUACGGUAGGAUAAAAACAUAGAGGGCAGGGUCCAGAAUCAGUAGCCUGUUUGGCACCCUGCCACCUUCAGUGGACCCUUCCUACUUUUCUUAUCUCCUAUAUAUACCUCCUGCUCUUCUCCCAGGGGCACUAGUGCCAAAUAGCCUCUUCGUACCAAUUUCAGUACCUUCCUGACCUCCCUAGUCCUGCUCACUCCUCUGUUUUUAAAGUGCCAAACAAAUCCCCAUUUUCUCAAAGCACAGAGAGAUGGCAGUAGGCUCUGCCCAACACCUCAGUGUCAGGGACCUACUUGUUUUUUGUUUUGGUUCUAUAUUUUGGAUGGGGCAAAAAUUUCAGCUAGGCUGGCUUGAGGGGAGACCUGUGAUCCCCUGCUGCUGCUGCACCCUAGGAAUAGGGAAGGGUCGUGGACAUGGUGUAAAUACAGGUGGUAAACACAGAGCUGCCAAACAUUUUUUAUAUCUGAUGAGCCCAGGGGGAGGGAAAUGUCCAACCCCAGAGAUAUUUUUGGGAAGGGAGGGCUAUGUAUAGGCCGUAUUCUCUAGAAUCUAUUUUACUAAUUGACCUGUUUUGGAACACAUCAGCCAAAUAAAAGAUGUUUGUAUACA